AUGACCAGUGAUGAGAAGAACGGGCUCUUGCCUCAUUUAUACCACCAACGCCAGUCUCUUUUACUUUGUGCAGUCCACGCCAUCAACAAUGUUUUACAACGCGAGGCCGUCACUAAGGCUGACUUAAAUAAGAUCUGCGAAGAACUCGCACCCGAAUGCUCGCCACUAACAAAUCCUCACAGGAAUCUCCUUGGUCUUGGAAACUUCGAUGCGAACGCCUUAAUUGUCGCCCUCCAGCAGACCGGCCAUGAUAUAGUUUGGUUUGAUAAACGGACCACCCUGGCCGAGCACCGUCUAGACUGGAGUAAAAUUGUCGGCUGCAUCCUAAACACACGUCGGAAGAACCUUGCUCUCAUUGGCGGGCGCCACUGGAUCGCCUUCCGUGGCAUCCCAACCAAAGAUCCUGCUGUGAUAAGCUACUACGACUUUGACUCCAAGCUGCGUCAACCAGCGCUGGUCGCUAGGUCGCAUGCUGAAUUCUCGAGUUACAUUGAAAAGCGUCUGAAAGAGCUUCCCGAUUCGCAGCUCCUCUUUGUCGUCUCCAAGGAGGUGCUUUCUGAUCGAACGUGGCGCCUGCCUUCGUCUGAGACGUAA
Mesocestoides corti is the source of this 594-nucleotide messenger RNA. The record is from the annotation of a GenBank genome assembly. Lineage: Eukaryota; Metazoa; Platyhelminthes; Cestoda; Cyclophyllidea; Mesocestoididae.